UGCAAAGGCCACUCCGCAGGAAAAAAAAACUAAAAUAACGAAAUAUGACAGUGUAAUUAAAAUUUCGAUCAAGAAAACUACAUUUCGCUGGUAAACUGUUCAAAAUAGUAUACGGCGUAUAAAUCAUUUGCAUCCCUGUGUAAAUAGUUUUAUGGCUAUCAAGUGAUCUACCGUUUCGCCACUCGUGUAUAUAGUCCAAGACAGAAUUAGAUAUAGGUAGAUAGGUUCUGUGGUAUCUAAUAGCGGUCGAAGAAGGUCAAAACAGGCGGCUGCUGAUUGUGAAACCAUCCAUAAUUGAAAUCCUUACCCAGAGUGAAAGUGCGGGUGAAAAGGGCAACUGUAAUAUCAUUACCAGCGUGCCACAGUUCACGAGCAACGAAUUAACGCGUUUCCGUCAAACACCCCGCUGCUGCUACCCGCUGCACUGCAUCAGCCAAACCAAGCUGCUUCAAACAGGAAACAUGGUCAACAAAUGCUACCUUGUAGUUCCCUUGCUCAGUCUGCUGGCCGGAUUCGCAGCUGGCAUCGAGGAGGACUGUGUAGACUUUCAGGGAAACUCAGUAGCCCAUGGGCUCCUGUACGUACCCGGACCGGGCGUGUGCAGUUUAUGUGUAUGCUACCAUUCAGAGCCUCUCUGGUGUAAAGCAAUCUACUGUGAUCCACCUUACUUUUGUAAAAAGUUUCGCGUGGGAGAACGAUGCUGUGAAUUUGAAUGCUUAGACCCGCCCGGAGAGGAUGAGAUGUAUCAGGCUCGCCUCCGCAAGCGCGCGGAAAUCCUUGCUGGCAACAGUGCCAACCAUCCGCUAAAAACGUCCAGUGCAGUGCAUCGCCUGCUAGGAGCGGCAGCCCUACUGGUGACGCUGUCGACUAGUAUAAGAAACCGACUGUUCCUUUCUUAGCUUUACCGCAAUCCGUAAGCUUACGUGCACAGAUUUUUUAAAAAACACGCAAUUGUCAAAAACUGAUCUUUUCUGAAAAACUAGCAAUUAGUGAAAGGAAAAUAAUUCAAGAAAAGGUAAAUGACAUCAAGAGCAAACCAACUUUUAAUGAUAAUAAUUAAAAUUAGGAUUUAUACACCUUGAAACGAGAUUACCAAAGAAGAGAGAAGGCUGUACAGCCCCAACAGUAAAAAUUGAUAGGUCGUGAAUUUUUUAAACUAAAAACUAUGGCGAAACCCAGUUUGAUGGAAACACAGCCUACUCAAUACCCUGUUCAAACCGAUCUUGUUAUUAGUCUUUCUAAUUAAAAAGAAAACUCUAUCGUUAUCAAUACAACAAACCCAAACCACAACGGAUUGUUCUUCUUGAAAUAAGAUACGAUUAGUUAUUUUUCUUAAAACCGCAACCGAUGCUUUCGAAAAAUUCGACAAUUUUGUAUGCAGGGUUCUCUAUAGAUAAAGAUUAAAUUGCAAUUGAAAAGACAGCUGCAGCUUAGUGCAUUCGCCGGCUACAAAUUGCGGAUGCUUUGCCUAUUGACAACUUUAUCAGAAUAUCGUUCGAAGAUGACCGACAAGACCAAAUACACAUGCAGUAAGUUUCAACUAACGAUAGCAGCAGUUAGUCAGUUGGAACGGCUCUAUUGGUACUAGCGAUAACGAAAAGCAGGAUAAAUAGUACUUGAUAAAGUGAUACUAGUUGAAGUAAGUUUUGACCAAGUUUAUUGAUUUAUUUACUUAUUUCAUUCGGUACGAUUCAGUGCUCGCUUUAUUGCUCGAAUGAUGAACGUUCAAACUGUGGAACAGCUGGUGGUUGUUCACCGUGAAAUUGGAGCGUUUGGGAGGUAAAAGAAAUAAUAAAAAAUCGCACUUUUUUAUCUUUUUUCGUACACUCUAUUAAACCUCUAUUGUUGCGGGAUAAAUUGUGCAAGCAGCAACUUUUUUUAUGACCGGUUAACGUAGAAAAUUAAGCUUAAUUACCACGCCAUGAAAUCUCUUUAUUUAAUAAUAACAUUUAUUCAUUCAACAACCCGCUCAAGUCUUUACGCUGACGGCUGCCGGCAGGAAGGCUACAUGGUUUCAUACAAACCGACAAGCUUUUUGUGAGCUUCUCUCCUCUACUGGUACAGCUGCAGUACGAAACGUUUCAGGCUACCGACCGGGGUGAAUACCAAUUUACAUCAAUGCCAAAAGGCUGUGGUUAUUUUUUCCAAUUUUCUGUCCGUGUGUACACCUCUAUCAGAGCGGCAAGGAUCGUCAUAGGGGAUUAUCGCCCCAUGGACGAUUAAUGGAGUUUAUAUUUGAUUAAUCUUCAUCCACUUGCGAUGCCACUGAUUGGCGUGCAAUAAGUGUAACGGGGAGCGAUGUUGGUUUGGUGGCAGUGCGGUAACCCACACAGGUACGGUAGGAAACGAAUCAAAACGGACAGUUCUCGCCUUUUUGCAAUAAGCCAUCCCAAAGAUUACACAGGGCAUCGAAAGCCAAUAAAUUAUGUUGAACUUGGUUUUAUUAUCGACAAAUUAUCAGGCGACUCCAUUGGUUCCAAAUCGAUGGAGGCGCUUUGCGUUCAGUUCGAUUGAACCGUCAUUUCGGUCUCCGUUUCGGACAAGUAUCCUUUACCUACUGUCUGAUGGUGUUUAUACCAUGACUUUUGUUUGUUUGUUUUUACCAUUGAUAAGCAAUUACACACUCUAUUCGAAAUAAUGGACGUUCAAAGCGGGAAUAUACGAAGACUAGCUUGUUAGGCCAGCAUCGUAUC
This is a messenger RNA of Sabethes cyaneus, 2693 nucleotides long. RefSeq names its product integral membrane protein DGCR2/IDD-like. The record is from RefSeq and is a predicted model, not a curated record. Gene Ontology annotation, cellular component: membrane. Bases 462 to 899 code for a protein of 145 amino acids. NCBI's taxonomy places the organism in Eukaryota, Metazoa, Arthropoda, Insecta, Diptera, Culicidae. The transcript is spliced from 4 exons.